AUGAUCUCUUCAUCUCACUGCAUCCUAUGUUCUCCGGAAACUGUCCAUCGUUACCAUCGCUCAAUGAUCAGUGCUGCCUCCAAACAAGCCGUACGCACUCUGCCUGUGCAGAGAUUUGCAUCUGUGGGGCUGCGUUCCGCUGGUCGUUUUUAUUCCUCGAAAACUGGCUCAGAAACGGGCUCGAAACCAAGCGGUAACCGGGGCAAGAUUUUGGCACUUUUGGGAGCCUUAGCCGUGGGUUCCACCAUUGCAUCGAUAUCUUACCAGAAAAAUGGGCCUGUAGAGUUUGUUGAGAAGGGCAAAGUCGCCGAAAAGCCAGGCAAUGACGAAAAACCCAAGACCGGUUCUCCUGCGUUUUCGGAAAAGGAUGUGUCUGUAAUUUUCGUUUUGGGUGGCCCAGGUGCUGGUAAGGGCACUCAGUGUGCGAAUCUGGUUCGUGAUCAUCAUUUUGUGCACCUUUCAGCAGGCGAUCUGCUACGUGCUGAACAAAAACGUGAGGGCUCCAAGUACGGCGAGUUGAUCAAACAUUACAUCAAGGAGGGCUUGAUUGUGCCACAAGAAGUCACCGUGGCGCUUCUCAAACAGGCCAUUCAGGAAAACUUUGACAAAGGCAGCAAAAAGUUCCUCGUAGACGGAUUUCCCAGAAAAAUGGACCAAGCGAUUACCUUCGAAGAACAGAUUGUGCCCAGCAAGUUUACGCUUUUCUUCGAUUGUCCCGAAAAGGUCAUGCUCCAGCGUCUGCUUGAACGUGGAAAGACCAGCGGCAGAAGCGAUGACAACGUCGAGUCCAUCAAAAAACGGUUCGCUACUUUCAUCGAUACAAGUAUGCCUGUAGUGGAGCAUUUUGAAAAACAAAACAAAGUGGUCAGCGUCAGCUGUGACCACAGUGUCGACCAAGUUUACGAACAAGUUAAUGCUGCUGUUCGUGACAAGAUCGGCAAUUAA
Molecule: messenger RNA, 945 nt
Organism: Lachancea sp. 'fantastica'
Lineage: Eukaryota; Fungi; Ascomycota; Saccharomycetes; Saccharomycetales; Saccharomycetaceae
Source: the annotation of a GenBank genome assembly